GUGCACUACCUUUUUGUGUUUACGUUGCUUUUGUAUUCCAGGUAAUAGGCCAGGAAAGAAUGUCUUAAAAGUGAAAAACGAACAAGAACUUAUUUCGACCCAGAUCGAAGAUCUGGAAAGUGAAAUGUAUGAGACUUUAUAACGAAAACAGUACACGUCCAUUACGAUCAGAGAAAAAAAAAGAAUAACUACAUAUUUCCAUAAGUAUAUGUUUUCUGGUCACCUUAAUAUAAAUGCAGAAAAUACUACGAACGUAUUUCUUUUUUCGUAGACUUUUAAAGACAAGCCAGAUAAUAGGCUUUAAUUACGCCAACAAUGAUGACAGCACGGAAAAUGUCAUAUUUCACGGAAUUCAAAACAGUCAUGGUAACAAUGAAAUAUAUCCACUGGAAGAUGGCGAGGAAGAGGAAGUGGAGGCGGACGAGGACGCAGGCAAUGCAAAUACACCACUAAUUUUUAAUAAUGAAGAAGAUGGCGAUUUCCCUAGAGCGCGCACAGUGUUCGGUUUCAUGGGCUUUUUAGGUUUUGCAGUAGUUUAUGCUAUGCGCGUAAAUUUGUCAGUUGCCAUUGUGGCAAUGGUUAAUCAAAGUGCAAUUCCACAUGUAAACUCCAGCGCGAUGAUCGAUGAGACAUGCCCCGCUGAUAAUAAGAAAAAUGUGACAAUUUUAUCAGAAGGGGAAUUUGCUUGGGAUGAAUCUACGCAGGGUCUAGUAUUGGGAUCAUUUUUUUACGGUUAUGUAUUAACACAAGUGCCUGGCGGACGUAUGGCCGAGAUAGUUGGCGGUAAACUUGUGUAUGGCUACGGUGUAUUGUUUACUGCAAUCUUUACUAUAUUGACACCAAUAGCUGCCUACUGGAAUCUGCCAAUUUUAAUUUUAGUCCGAAUUUUGGAGGGCAUGGGUGAAGGUGUUACUUAUCCAGCUAUGCAUACAAUGUUAGCCUUUUGGAUACCCCCAUUGGAACGAAAUAAAUUUGCCGCCAUUGUAUAUGCUGGAUCGAAUAUUGGUACGGUUAUCUCCCUGCCCUUAUCUGGAUGGCUUUGUUCACUUGAUUUUCUUGGAGGUUGGCCGUUAUCUUUCUAUUUAUUCGGUGCUAUGGGACUAAUAUGGUUUAUAUUUUGGAUGUUUUUGGUGUAUGAUAAACCUUCGAUGCAUCCAAGGAUUUCCACUAAAGAACGUAUGUACAUUGAGAACAGCAUGCAUUUAAUAAGAUUAUCAGGACGUAGAUUUUCUAAUAUCGAUACCAUUAAUCAAGUUUCUACUCAUUCAAUACCGUGGUGCUCGAUUUUAACUUCCAUUCCAUUGUGGGCUAUAUUAGUAACGCAGUAUGGGCAAAGCUGGGCCUUUUACACACAACUCACCGAAUUGCCAACGUAUAUGAAUAAUAUUCUACACUAUGAUAUAGAAUCAAAUGCUUUAUUAAAUGCAGUACCCUAUCUAACAUCGUGGCUGAUGGGAAUAGCUUGCUCGUCCCUGGCCGAUUGGAUGCUGAGAAAGCGUUACAUAUCUUUAAUUAAUUCUUAUAAGCUAUGGAAUUCGAUUGCUUCAAUAAUACCAUCUUUAGGAUUAAUUGGUAUAGUUUACGUUGGUUGCAGUUGGGAAUGGGUUACGUUUAUGUUGGCUGGCGUCGGGUCAUUUGCCGGAGCAAUUUAUGCCGGCAAUCAAAUGAACCAUAUUUCUUUAAGUCCUCGUUACGCCGGCACCAUGUACGGAAUUACAAACUCUGCCGCUAAUAUAUGCGGAUUUUUGGCUCCUUACGUUAUUGGAUUGAUAAUCAAUCACAGUGAGACGUUCUCUCAAUGGCAUAUAGUAUUUUGGUUGGCAGCUUAUCUUAAUAUUGGUGGCAAUAUUGUUUACUUGCUAUUUGCCAGUGCUGAAGAACAAAAUUGGUCAAUAUAUCAUGGUCAACGCAAUGCAAACAAUUGCGAAGAAAUUCGGACAUGAAUGGUUUUAUAGUUCCUUGAUAUAUUUUCGUAUAUAUGUAGCGUAUAUAUACAUACUAUAUAU
Glossina fuscipes is the source of this 2006-nucleotide messenger RNA. It is a transcript of the gene MFS10, whose product is annotated as sialin. Gene Ontology annotation, molecular function: transmembrane transporter activity. The transcript is spliced from 3 exons. Gene Ontology annotation, biological process: transmembrane transport; monoatomic anion transport. The record is from RefSeq and is a predicted model, not a curated record. NCBI's taxonomy places the organism in Eukaryota, Metazoa, Arthropoda, Insecta, Diptera, Glossinidae. The coding region runs from base 234 to 1943 and encodes 569 amino acids.